UUUUCUGAGUAUAUACCCAUCCCCAUGCCUUACAUGAAACAGUUCACGAAUGGCUACGAUGCCGGCAUCAAAACGCGUGAAACUUUCCACCACAAAAAGUGUUCAAAAAAAAACAAGUGACAAUUUACCCACACUAAAGGAUAUGCUGCAAAGCAACUUAUCCAAAACUGCAGCACAACAGGAAGACAUCAUCAAUUUGGUUACCGAAGACGAGGGUGGUCAAACUGAGAGAACUACAACUACCCAUCUACGGAACAAUAGUACAUACAGUACUCUAGAUGAGUUGCUGGACCACUUGGAUGGUAACAUCCAUCAUGUAUAUGCACCCCAAAGAGUAAUACCCACACCAAAGCUCAGUGACGCAUCGUUGGAGCACGGCCUAAAAACAAGCAGUGUCAAUAACAUGCUUCAUUAUCAACAUCAUGCAAGUGCUGCAGCAGCGCCUCCUGCUCCAAUAUUACCCUCAACAUCUACCAGUUAUCAAUUACAUAUCCCAGAGGCAACAGCGCAAAUACUGCAGCAUAUAAUCAUCCCACCACCCCCGCCACCGCCGAUAGAAGAAGAGAAACAACAAACGAGUACCACCACCACAGGUCUGCAUCCUCAACACGCACAGAAGGAUAUGAAAGUGUUGAGGGAACUAUAUGAAACAAUCUCCCAGCCGCCUUCAACAUCAGGAGUGCCACAACCUUCAGACGUCGCUCCCUCCUGGUUCGAGCCCUCUACGCCUCGAGAAUUAGGCAGGGCGUCGCUGGCCUGGUUGGAACAGAAGGCGCCGAUAUUUAGACAACGUUAUCUCGAGGCGCAAGAGAAAACCAGGAGGUUGGAGGAGGAAGUUGCGGCAGCACGCCUCAACGAACGACGUCUGGAGGAAGAAGUAGCAUAUAUUGAAAAAUUUGUUAAUUUUUUAAAAUAAAUGUGUAAAUAGGUAAUUAGCUUUUAGAAAAAUAAUGUAAUUUGCAGGUAUAGCUUUUAGAGAAAUAAAUGUAGUUGAACAGACGGUUAAUUUUUUAUUUAAAGGGAAUAAAACGAGCAACCUAUAAUGAUAUAAUUCGUUUGCCAACGAGAAUGGUAAAACGAGCAAUUUAAGUAUAAUUCGUUUGCGUUUUAAGUAUGAGCGUAAAUAGUUCGAUUUUAGCAGUGCAUAAAUACGUAGAUUUAUUAGUGAUCGCAUAGAAAAGAAGUUUGCAUAACGCUUACUCCCACGAUCUUGCUUAAGUAUAGGAGAAUGGCUAGCUGGGGGACACGGCGGGUCUGUAUGGAUGCAGUUAAUGC
Messenger RNA from Photinus pyralis (common eastern firefly), 1275 nucleotides. RefSeq lists its product as uncharacterized. Bases 50 to 916 code for a protein of 288 amino acids. The record is from RefSeq and is a predicted model, not a curated record. Lineage: Eukaryota; Metazoa; Arthropoda; Insecta; Coleoptera; Lampyridae. The transcript has 6 exons.